Ixodes scapularis (black-legged tick) is the source of this 4022-nucleotide messenger RNA. It is a transcript of the gene LeuRS, whose product is annotated as leucine--tRNA ligase, cytoplasmic. Bases 371 to 3946 code for a protein of 1191 amino acids. The record is from RefSeq and is a predicted model, not a curated record. The transcript has a single exon. Gene Ontology annotation, biological process: leucyl-tRNA aminoacylation. Gene Ontology annotation, molecular function: ATP binding; leucine-tRNA ligase activity; aminoacyl-tRNA deacylase activity. NCBI's taxonomy places the organism in Eukaryota, Metazoa, Arthropoda, Arachnida, Ixodida, Ixodidae.
AUUAUGAAAACAACUAUGUGAAACAAGGCCGGACGAAAUAGUUCUUUAAAUUUUAAAAAUUAUAUUUAAGUCAUAAAUAAUUUAAAGUAAAUUGCAUUUUAAAGUUGUAUAACGAUGCUUAUUUUGUCUAAAUUUAAGGGAGCAACUUUUUGUGCAUCGUGUUUUCUUUUCACCAACCGGCUUGCGAGCGACAGUUCAUCACUUUCCACGUGAAAAGUUUCCAAUUCUGUUAUGCUGACUGCAGUGAAAUAGUUUUUCCUGCAUCACAUGCCCAACUGGCUAGGUUUUUAACAAUCCGGCACAUAAGGAUUCCAGUGAACCCUUCACUGGGUGAAAAACUGAUUUCGAACAACUCGAGAACGGUGUCAGCAUGGCAGCAACCGGCGAGAGAAAAGGGACGUUCAAAGUGAGAACCCUCCAAGACAUCGAAGCUGCCGUUCAAGCCAGGUGGGACGCCGAGAAAGUCUUCGAAAGGAACGCAGACGAUCAGGCAUCGUCUGCUACGACGGGCAAGUUCUUCGUCACUUUCCCGUACCCUUACGUCAACGGCCGCCUUCACCUCGGCCACACGUUUUCGCUUUCAAAAUGCGAGUUCGCGGUCGGUUACCAGCGCCUGCAGGGGAAGAAAUGCCUCUUCCCGUUCGGUUUUCACGCCACUGGCAUGCCCAUAAAGGCCUGCGCAGACAAGCUUGCUCGCGAAAUUGAACAGUUCGGGUGCCCCCCUGUGUUUCCGGAAGAAACCGGUGAUGAUGAGAUCGGAGUCCAAGACACGGGCGACGCCGCCGAAGCGCUCCUCAAGACCAAGGCCAAGGGCAAGAAAAGCAAGGCGGCCGCCAAAACUGUCGCCGCAAAGUACCAGUGGCAGAUAAUGCAGUCGCUGGGGCUUUCGGACGAAGAGAUCGCCAAGUUUGCGGAUGCCAGCUAUUGGCUGCAGUACUUUCCGCCGAUCAUUCGAGAGGACCUUAAGAAGAUGGGUGUCAAAGUGGACUGGAGACGCUCCUUUGUGACCACCGACGUGAAUCCGUACUACGACUCGUUUGUCCGUUGGCAGUUCAAGCAGCUCAAAGAACGCCAACGUAUCAAGUUUGGCAAAAGGUACACCAUCUUUUCGCCCAAGGACAACCAACCCUGCAUGGACCAUGACAGGAGUUCGGGUGAAGGCGUUGGACCACAAGAGUACACUCUUGUAAAGAUGAAGGCGGUUGCCCCGCUGCCCAAGGCCUUGAAAAGUCUGGAGGGACGAAAAGUGUUCCUUGUUGCGGCGACCCUUCGCACUGAGACCAUGUACGGCCAGACAAACUGCUGGGUGCGCCCCGACAUGAAGUAUGUUGCUUUCGAACUAGCAGACGGAGAAGUCUUUGUUUGCACCUACCGUGCUGCCCUCAACAUGAGCUACCAAGGAUUCACUUCAGCAGCUGGGAGUGUGAAUGUCCUGCUACAUCUCCAAGGACAAGACAUCAUGGGGCUUGCACUGGAGUCUCCACUGACUUCCUACAAAGUCAUUUACACUCUCCCGAUGCUCACCAUCAAGGAGGACAAGGGAACCGGUGUGGUGACCAGUGUGCCCUCAGAUGCUCCGGAUGACUAUGCCGCCCUCCGUGACCUCAAGAACAAGGAAGCCCUCCGUCAGAAGUUUGGAGUUGCAGAUCACAUGGUGCUCCCAUUUGAGCCAGUUCCCAUCAUUGAGGUUCCAGGGUAUGGGACCCUGAGCGCUGUUGUUGCCUGUGAGGAACUCAAGAUUCAGAGCCAGAAUGACCGCGAGAAGCUCCAAGAGGCCAAGGAGAAGGUCUACCUUAAGGGCUUCUAUGAAGGAGUGCUUCUUGUGGGACCUCACAAAGGCAAGAAAGUCCAGGACAUGAAGAAGGACAUCCAGAAAGAGUUGAUUGAACGUGGCGAAGCUGUACUCUACAUGGAGCCUGAGAAGAAGGUGAUGUCACGCUCGGGUGACGAGUGCGUCGUUGCGCUGUGCGAUCAAUGGUACCUGGACUAUGGCAACCCACAGUGGAAGGAAAUGGCCAAGACUGCUCUGUCAAAGAUGGAGACUUACUCGGACGAAGUGCGCAAGAACUUUUUGGCUACGUUGGACUGGCUUUGCGAGCAUGCCUGCUCCAGGACCUAUGGACUUGGUACCAAGCUACCUUGGGACGAAUCUUGGUUGAUUGAGUCUCUUUCGGAUUCAACCAUCUACAUGGCCUACUACACCAUUGCCCAUUACCUUCAAGGAGGAGACCUGAUGGGGUCCACCCCAUGCCCACCUUUCCACAUCAAACCAGAAGAGAUGACCCCGGAAGCUUGGGACUAUGUGUUCCUCAAGCUCGGAAAUGAUCCUAAGCUGAUGAACAACAAAGCGCUGAAUGCAAUGCGGAAGGAAUUUGAGUUCUGGUACCCAAUGGACCUUCGCUGCUCUGGAAAAGAUUUGAUCCCCAACCACCUGUCUUACUGCAUCUUCACCCAUUGCGCCAUGUGGCCAUCAGAGCCGCAGAAGUGGGUCCGUGGUAUGAGAGCCAACGGACACCUCCUGCUUAACUCUGAGAAGAUGUCCAAGUCGACUGGGAACUUCCUUACCCUUGCCGAUGCCCUGGAAAAGUUCUCUGCAGACGGGAUGCGUCUCGCACUUGCAGAUGCUGGAGACGGCAUCGAAGAUGCCAACUUUGUCGAGACGAUGGCAGAUGCUGGGAUACUCAGACUAUACUCAUUCCUGGAAUGGGUCAAGGAGAUGCUUGCCUCUGCCAACACGCUGCGUACAGGUCCAACAGACAGCUACGUUGACAAGGUUUUCGAGGCAGACAUGAACCAUGGUAUUCGAGUCACGGCAGAGCAUUUCGAGCAAAUGAUGUUCAAGGAGGCGCUGAGGACGGGCUUCUUCGAAUACCAGGCGGCCAGGGACAAGUACCGAGAGCUUUGCGUCCUCAAGGGAAUGCACCGAGACCUAGUGUUUAAGUUCAUAGAAACGCAAGCAGUCCUGCUAAGUCCCAUCUGUCCCCAUACUUGCGAACACGUAUGGUCCCUGCUCGGGAAAGAACAGAGCAUCAUGAGAGCCCGGUGGCCCGUUGCAUCCGAAGCAGACGAGACGCUUUUGCGGUCGUCGCAAUACCUCAUGGAAGCCGUCCACGAGUUUCGUCUGCGGCUCAAGGCGUUCAGGACCGCUGCAAGCAACAAGUGCAAGAAGAAGGACCUGUCCAUGUGUCCUCCAGGGCCCCAGAUGACUCGCCUCACGGUCUGGGUUGCCAAGACGUUCCCUCCCUGGCAGCUGACCAUACUGACCAUGUUAAAGGAGUUGUUCCAGAAGCACAAUGGCACCCUCCCAGACAACAAAGUGGUGUCUGCAAUGCUCAAGGACAAGCCGGAGCUGAAGAAGUACAUGAAGAAAGUCAUGCCGUUUGCUCAAGCAGUCCGUGAGAAGGUAGAAAAAACCGGCAUUGAGGCUCUCAAUGUGACGCUCGACUUUGACGAAAAACAGGUCCUCGAGGAAAACUCUCGCUACAUCCUCAACACCUUGGAGCUGGACGACCUUGAGAUUAAGUUCAGCGACGAGACUGAAGCAGAGGACAAGGUCAGGGAGGAUUGUUGCCCGGGCCAGCCGCACGCCGUCUACGCAUCGGACUCGUUUGUCAACCUGCGUUGCAUCAAUCAGCAGCCUUCUUCAGGACGGUUUGAGCUCCUAGUUCCCAUCCUGGAUGGCGACUCUGCAGCCAAGGUAGUUGCAAGGUUGGGGAGGAUGGAUGGCACUCUCGACCUUGACAAACUGAAGGUCACGCUGAUGAGGUACGAGGAUCCAGUUCUGGGCCCACGGAAAAUACCGUCGUUUGGGAACACCGAGGAAGGCAAGCUAGCCAUUCCAGAGAAGGCCGUCUUCCGGAUAAAGAAAGACAAGGACGGCGUCGAUAUGGAACUGGACGGGACCACAGUGGACGUUGGUGGCCAGAUCUCGUAUGUCGUGUCUUGAGAACCGGUCAUCCAAAGGCUGCAAGCCGCCGCUUUUUUCUGAACUAUUUAUUUUAAUAAAAUAGUUUUGCACACUU